This is a messenger RNA of Dacryopinax primogenitus, 2178 nucleotides long. RefSeq names its product LETM1-domain-containing protein. Gene Ontology annotation, cellular component: mitochondrial inner membrane. Gene Ontology annotation, biological process: intracellular monoatomic cation homeostasis. The transcript is spliced from 6 exons. The coding region runs from base 5 to 2101 and encodes 698 amino acids. Gene Ontology annotation, molecular function: ribosome binding. Lineage: Eukaryota; Fungi; Basidiomycota; Dacrymycetes; Dacrymycetales; Dacrymycetaceae. The record is from RefSeq and is a predicted model, not a curated record.
CGGUAUGCAGAAUGUUCUGCGCCAUAGAGGGCUUGCAACACCAUAUCGCCUCUCAUUUCAAUCUCAUGCAGUCCGACCAAUCGCUUUGCGCCCCUUGGCGGGAGUGCGGUGGAACAGCACCUCGCUGGACAAGCAACCGGGGCGAACUCCGCCUCCUCCGGUAGCGACACCAGGUGCACAACGUGAGCCAUCGAAAUCACGACUCACGGAUCCUGCACCCCGACCAGCUCCGGUUCAGGCGAGCACACCUCAGCCUCCUCCUCCACCUCAAGCAGGUCUGAAUGGCUCCCCAGCUUACGCUCCUGGAACUACUCCCUCUACAAGUCCCACGAAGCCCAUCAGCUCAGUUGAAGCUAAAGAGCAGCUUGCCGAUGAGCAUGUCUCCAAGGAGAUUGCGGACCACAAGGCGGAUAAGCCGUCGAAAGAGCUUGCUGAACCGAACAAGCCCUUACUUGCGCGGGCGUGGGCCUGGCUGAAGCAUGAGGCGAACCACUAUUGGUCCGGAACGAAGCUGUUAGGGAAGGAGAUCAGGAUCAGUGCUCGAUUGGUUAGCAAGGUGCUUGGAGGAACAAAGCUGACUCGUCGUGAGCACCGUCAGCUUAAGCGCACAACGAACGAUCUCCUUCGCCUGAUUCCCUUUUCGGUCUUCGUCAUCGUUCCAUUCAUGGAAUUCCUGCUGCCCGUCGCACUUAAGCUCUUCCCCAACAUGCUUCCGUCCACCUUCGAGGACAAGUUUGCUGCGGAGGAAAAGGCACGCAAGUUGCUCCGUGUGCGUAUCGAAAUGGCCAAAUUCCUCCAGGAUACGCUGCGGGAGACGGGAGUGAAGGGUGCGGCAAAAAUUGCAGACUCGGAGGAGUUCAAGGAGUUCUUCCGGAAGGUCCGAUCCACUGGUGAGGAACCGACCAGAGAAGACGUCAUACAUGUUGCCAAGCUCUUCAACGACGAUCUCACCCUGGAUAACCUCUCCCGACCCCAGCUGGUGUCCAUGUGCCGCUACAUGAACGUGAAUGCUUUCGGAACGGAUAACUUCUUGCGGUAUGUGAUUCGCCAGCGGUUGGGUAGCAUCAAGAGAGAUGACCAGCUCAUUGACGACGAAGGUGUUGAUUCACUUUCGACCAAAGAGCUUCAAGAAGCGUGCCGUUCCCGCGGUGUUCGCACAAUCGGCAUUUCUCCGGCCACUCUGCGCGAAGACCUCAACCAAUGGAUCGAACUUCACCUGACUAACAACAUCUCCGGCACACUGCUUAUCCUGUCACGUGCCUUUGCUAUGGGUGAGAAGGGCGACGAUGUUGUCAAGAGCUUGGAAGCGACCCUCGCUAGCAUGCCUGACCACUUGCUCAACGAGGCGGAGUUGGACGUGUCGGGUGAUAGGGGCAGCUACCAGCAGAAGCUCGAGGUACUCCAGCAACAAGAGGAGCUCAUUGAGGAUGAGGCCGAACAGGAGCAGGAGGAAGAAGAUGCUCGUCGCAAGAAGCGUGAGCUCGAGGAACGCACGAAGCGGGAGAAAGAGGCCCAAAUGGCGCAGUCGAUGCUUCCUGAAUCCGAGCUGGUAGAGGAAGAGGAUGCGCGGAUGACGACUGAGCAGCUGAGCGAACUUGGCGAGGCACUGUCCAUCCUCUCUGCCCAGUCUUCCGUCCUCAAGGAGCGUGCGGAGCUCCAAGCGCUAAUGAAGGAGCAUGAAAUUACUGAAGUGCCUGAGGACCCGUCCACCCUCUCUUCCGAAGACCGCGCCAGCCUCAGUCUUGCCAAGCGUAUCAAGGGCAUGUUGAAGAAGAUCGACGCGCAGUUGACCGAGUAUGAUACCAAAGUUGGCAACUCGCUCCAGCUGAUCUCCUGCACCUCGCAAGGGAUGAUCUCUAUCAAUGACCUUAAGCAGGCGCUCAGGGUCAUUAAGCAUCAUCCUGAUGAGGAGACUAUUGAAGGGCUGGUUGGGAAGUUGGAUGUGGACAAGGAUGGGUUUGUCGUACUGGAACAUGUCCUUGAGCUGGCACGUGGAGAGAGUCUCGGCAUUGUCGUGGAUGAGCACGCAAAAGAUCUCAUGAAGGAGGGAAAAGAGCUUGUGGCUGACAAGCCUCGCAAGGAGGACAUAGUUCAAGAGUGAUUGAUUACCUUUUGGGCAUCCGGUGGUAUGCGCACACUGUACUUGUAUCAAACACUCGUUCACUAUAAACGCAACAC